GUUCCCUUUUGUUCCUCCCCCACCUUGUCGUCGCUUCGACAAACCAAAGAUCCCGCCAAACAUGCAUCUCCUAUUCGUUCGACAUGGCGAAUCUACCGAUAAUGCUGCUGGGGUCAUCGCGGGCUCGACCGACUCGCCACUUUCGUCGCACGGCGUGAACCAGGCGCGCCGGCUGGGCGAGCACCUCGCGUCGCGCCGCCCGGAGCUCGGCCCCGUCGUCCACGUCUUCUCGUCCGACCUCCAGCGCGCCCUCGACACGGCCCAGGAGGUCGUCGCCGCCCAGGGCCCCGCCGCCCCGCCCGUCCCCGUCCUCUCGUCCUCGCUCGAGCCCGCCACCCCGAGCCCCAACGGGAGCAGCUACCGCCGCCGACCCGACCUCAUCCCGCUCGCCCUCCUGCGCGAGAAAGACUUUGGCUCUCGCGAGGGCGCGCCGUACGGCAAGCGGGCCGCCUCGCACCGCUCCGCCAGCGCCGGGCACCAUCACUCGCCUACCAGUGCCGCUUCCCACCGCUCUCCUGGUGCUGCAGUACACCGCUCGCCCGGCAGCGCUGCCGCCCGCCCGCCGGGCUACAUGGAGUCGGAGACGCAGGAGCAGAUGAUGGCGCGCAUGGAGUGCUUCGCGCAGGCGUACCUGCUCCCGCUGAUGUCGCGGCUUACGGACGGCGAGGGCGCCCGGCGGCGGCAGACGGUAGUGGUGGUCGCGCACGGCAUCAUCCUCAACGUGCUGACCAGGGUGCUGCUGUCCGAGGUGUCGGCGAGCGAGUACGUGCGCCUGUUCGGCACCCCUGCAGGGGAGGCCGGCAUCCUGAGCGCGCGCAUGCCCCCGCGGGCCGGCGAGUUCGCUAUACACUGGGGAAACACGGGCUACCUCGAGGCCGUCGUCGUGCGGGUGCCGCCGCUGCCGGCGUCGCCCGUCUCGCUCCCGCGGCCCGACAGGCCCCCGUCCAGCAUCGCGUACGGCGACAGGACGAGGACGUCGCGUCGCAGGCGGCCCGUGCUAAACGUGAGGGUAAUCUCGGUCAACAACACGCACCACCUCGACGGGCUGCGCAAGACCAGGGGAGGCAUCGGCAGCGCAAAGUUCGACUCGAGGCAGAGGACCAUGGAUGCCUUCUUGCUCCCGUCAACCCCCAAGAGGCAAACUGGGUCUCCUGUCUGAAUUUCCAGCCCUGCACCAUUUUUGUCCAUUUACUGCAUCAGCAUUUUGCUAGCGUUUCAAAAGACAUUCAAGCCUACGCUUACCUUCCAUUCUAUAUAGCACGCGUAGUCGCGUCUUGUUCCCGUCUCCUGUUACUCUUUUCUCUUGCCCAUUCCUUUCUCAUUUUCCCGACUUGCACGUUGCUGCAUCUACCUGUUAUCAAUGUAUUGGCUAUCUUCUUCUUCACCACGGUUUCUUCCGCUCCUUUACCUGUAGUUUUGUCCAUGUCCACUUCUCACUUGUAUGCCUUCGCGGCCACAACUCCACUCGCUUAAACAUGUCGAAGCAUGGUCAGGCUUCAAACACGGCUAAACCCUGACUGGCAGAGUCAUCUCGUCGGCGACGAGAUAAGCUCGAGUACUUUUUUCAAUCGUAUUAGGUUUCCUGAUGAAUCAGUCGUAAUUCACGGACCUGUUCUGAAUUUGCUAUGGGACGGAAAUUGUCCAACUGCUAUCUGACGUUUGCC
Gaeumannomyces tritici R3-111a-1 is the source of this 1664-nucleotide messenger RNA. RefSeq lists its product as hypothetical. The transcript has 2 exons. Gene Ontology annotation, molecular function: fructose-2,6-bisphosphate 2-phosphatase activity. The record is from RefSeq and is a predicted model, not a curated record. The coding region runs from base 62 to 1159 and encodes 365 amino acids. Lineage: Eukaryota; Fungi; Ascomycota; Sordariomycetes; Magnaporthales; Magnaporthaceae. Gene Ontology annotation, biological process: fructose 1,6-bisphosphate metabolic process; regulation of pentose-phosphate shunt; positive regulation of DNA repair. Gene Ontology annotation, cellular component: cytosol.